Molecule: messenger RNA, 875 nt
Organism: Phyllostomus hastatus (greater spear-nosed bat)
Lineage: Eukaryota; Metazoa; Chordata; Mammalia; Chiroptera; Phyllostomidae
Gene: LYPLAL1
Product: lysophospholipase like 1
Exons: 5
Coding region: 55-774 (239 amino acids)
Biological process (GO): protein depalmitoylation
Cellular component (GO): cytoplasm
Molecular function (GO): palmitoyl-(protein) hydrolase activity; carboxylic ester hydrolase activity
Source: RefSeq, a predicted model, not a curated record
GCACGCUGGAGGGCGCAGGGGCGGGGCCCCGAAACUCGGGGCGUGGCAGUAGCUAUGGCGGCUGUGUCCGGGCCAGUUCGCCUGCAGCGGUGCGUGGUGUCGCCGGCCGGGAGGCACAGCGCCUCUCUGAUUUUCCUGCACGGCUCAGGUGACUCUGGACAAGGACUGAGAAGGUGGAUCAAGCAGGUUUUAAAUCAAGAUUUGACGUUCCAGCACAUCAAGAUCAUCUAUCCAACAGCUCCCCCCAGACCCUAUACUCCUAUGAAAGGAGGAAUCUCCAACGUGUGGUUUGACAGAUUCAAAAUAUCCAACGACUGCCCGGAACACCUGGAGUCAAUCGAUGCGAUGUGUCAGGUGCUCACAGAUUUGAUCGACGACGAAGUGAAAAGUGGCAUCAAGAAGAACAGGAUAUUAAUAGGAGGAUUUUCGAUGGGAGGGUGCAUGGCGAUGCAUUUAGCAUACAGAAGCCAUCAAGAUGUGGCGGGAGUCUUUGCGCUUUCCAGCUUUCUGAAUAAAACCUCUGCUGUUUACCAGGCUCUUCAGGCGCGGGAGGGCGCGCUGCCGGAGCUGUUCCAGUGUCACGGGACCACCGACCAGCUGGUCCUCCCCUCGUGGGGGGCGGAGACGAGCGCCACCUUGCGGUCCCUGGGGGUGCGCGUGGACUACCACAGCUUCCCGGGGCUCUUGCACGAGCUCAGCCCGGGGGAGCUGGAAAGACUCCGGUCCUGGGUCCUCGCAAAGCUACCGGGAGAGACGGGAGGGGCCCGUGAGUGACGCGCGGGGACGUGUUCCCACACACGGAGUGUCUCUGCGAAGAGCGACUUUGACUGCCAGUGUGUCAUGUGAUCGGUGACCAUUAAAAUACUAAGAAAAUA